UGGGACUUUGUUGACUCAGUUGAUCCCUUUGCAGAUUCUCAGAGCUUUGCUCACUAUCCAUUCCUUUUCAAACCACGAUGUCUGCCCCAGCCCACGACAAGAAGCCAGAGCAUGUCUCUAUUUCACCCCUCCUCAAGAGACUCGCCUACCCCGCUACGGAAGUUCAGGUUGAAGCUUCCGAGAUCGCUUCAGCAUUCGCUUUGAUCUUCGAGGACGCCAUUUCCCAUAUUCAGACGGCAGCUCUCCUAACACUUUUACACUCCACUGGACUGGACCGGGAUGCAGAGGUCAUUGCCAAAUGCUCCUACCGCAUGCGCGAGGCCGCUCGCCAGGUAAACAAAGCUACUUUGAAGGCCGCCAUCAAGUCUCGAGGAAAGAAGGAGGGCAACUACAGGGGUGGCCUGUGCGAUAUUGUUGGAACCGGAGGAGAUUCGCAUUCCACCUUCAACAUUUCCACCACCUCCUCGAUCAUCGCUUCCCCCCUUCUCAUGACGGCUAAACAUGGCAACCGAGCACAAACCUCAUUUUCCGGGUCUGCCGAUGUCCUGAACGCCAUAUCCCCAGUUCCUCCGAAGAUCGGUGCAAUCACUGCCGAGAACCUCAGCCAGGUCUAUGCUGAGACCAAUUACGCCUUUCUGUUUGCGCCCAACUUCCACUUCGGCAUGAUGUACGCCGACCCUGUGCGCCGUGGGCUCGGACUUCGGACAAUUUUCAACCUGAUGGGACCCCUCGCCAACCCUGUCGAUUGGGCCAUUGAGGCACGAGUUGUUGGUGUGGCUUACCAAAGCCUAGGUCCCGUGUUUGUGGAGGCUUUGCGUCAGAAUGGGUGCAAGAAGGCGAUGGUUGUUUGCGGUGAAGAGGAUCUGGAUGAGAUCAGCUGCGCAGGAAAAACAAACUGCUGGCAAUUGUCGGAAUACCCUAACCCCGCCUAUGACGCCUCCAAGACGGGUGGUGACUCCAGCGAUGACGAGGAGGUCCCCCGUACUCUGGUCAAGAUAGAAACUUUCCAACUGCAGCCGUCCGAUUUCGGACUACCAAGCCACCCUCUCUCUGCUGUAUACGGAAGGAAGAUGCCCAAGGACAACGCAGCUAAGCUCAUGAGCAUUCUGCGGAACGAGCUGCCUCGCGAUGACCCCAUCCUAAGCUUCGUGCUCAUGAAUGUGGCCGCUCUCCUAACGGUUUCCGGCAUCUGCGAGGCGGAAUCCAGCAACAUGGGUCCUGGCGAUGACGGCAAGGUCAUCACGGAGCGUGGCCCGGGUGGUGGACGCUGGAAGGAGGGCAUUCGGCGCGCCCGGUGGGCCGUCGAGAGCGGUGCCGCGCUUCAGUCCUUCGAGCACUUCAUCGAAGUUACAAACAGACUCUAGUCGAUUGGCUUGUUGACAUGAAUUUGCCAAGCUUUUUACACUAUGAUGCUUCCUCUUAUGUUGGAUACCAACCGCUUAAAUAGGUCAAAACUCAUGGUUUGCGGUCUAAUAUAUUUCGGGUAUCUCGGAUAACAUAUCGUGUGGAUAGUAUGUCCAGCCAACCGAGCACUGUGUAUGGAUAUGAUGAAGUCGUGGUAUAAUCCAACAGCAAUAGUGAGACCAUCAUCUGCAACACGGAAGUCGCCCCGAAGCAGUCCAAUAAACGAGCAUCUCAUCCCCAGUCGGUAAUAAACCCGAUC
This is a messenger RNA of Aspergillus heteromorphus CBS 117.55, 1663 nucleotides long. Its product is annotated as anthranilate phosphoribosyltransferase. Gene Ontology annotation, cellular component: cytosol. The transcript is spliced from 2 exons. NCBI's taxonomy places the organism in Eukaryota, Fungi, Ascomycota, Eurotiomycetes, Eurotiales, Aspergillaceae. The coding region runs from base 78 to 1364 and encodes 428 amino acids. The record is from RefSeq and is a predicted model, not a curated record. Gene Ontology annotation, biological process: L-tryptophan biosynthetic process. Gene Ontology annotation, molecular function: anthranilate phosphoribosyltransferase activity.